GCAGUACGUUUAGUUGGGUGUUCACAAGUUGCCGAGACAUCGUGCCGUACGGCUGAGCAACAUCCGCGUUCGACGUGCGUCGCAGACUGUUCUAGAGGUGCACACGCGCAGAACAUCACGUUCGUCGGAUUGCGUGUCGUGAGUCAUUGUUGUGUUGACAGUUGAACCAGGUCGGUCCUCGUGUCACCGUCGGUCUCUGAAACGAGCAGCUCCGCAUUUUUCUACGUGUCGUGUUUACACGAGUCGCCGCGUAGCGGUGGUCGAAACCCACCUUUUUGCGUCUCAACUCCGGGACGAUCGCGAGUGUCGUAAACGCGUACACGGUCGGAGUUGGAACAAUCUGUCGACGAAUUGCUCUAGCAAAAGUGCAAUAAAUGCAGUUCGCUCGCAUGGUUAUGUAACAACAGUGAAAAACUAGACACGUUAGUGCUCGGUGCGAAACGGAAGGUCGAUAAAUCGAGCGAACCGAUCGCGGUUUUCUCCAGCGACGGCAAAGUAACGCCGCUCUACAAGAGCCGAAGUUUUGGUUGGCCACGCAAUCAGUCCCGCGGCAUCGAUGGUGCGAAGUUCGACGAUGGAGCAGACGUUCUACGAGGAGACGAGCGUCUACGGCGUGGUGAAUCGCGAGAACAACGUGGGCCAGUUGAAACGUAAUCUUACGUUAGACUUGAACGGAUGUCAGCGACAGGGUCCGCAGGCGAAAAGGCCGCGACUCGGGCCUCUGCCACCGGCGCUCAACAACGUGACGCCUAUUUUAAGCUCGCCGGACUUGAACAUGUUGAAACUGGGCUCGCCUGAACUGGAGAAGUUCAUCAUAGCUCAGCAGGAUACCCUCGUGACGUCGAAUUUACCGACGCCCACGCAGAUCUUGUUCCCUAAAGCGGUCACCGAGGCCCAGGAACUUUACGCUCGCGGUUUCGUCGAAGCCCUCAACGAGCUUCAUCAUUCGGACAGUUCGCAAGAACCGGGCAGUAUUCAUGGGGCGACGUAUACGACCCUGGAACCACCCAGCAGCGUGCAGAGCACGGAAUCUUCGGUAAGUCAGGGUCUCAUGCAGAUCAAGGAUGAACCACAAACGGUACCGAGCGUGUCGAGCUCGCCUCCGAUGUCGCCCAUCGACAUGGAGAACCAGGAGAGGAUCAAGCUGGAGAGGAAACGUCAGAGGAAUCGCGUGGCGGCGUCCAAAUGCCGCAGACGCAAAUUGGAGCGCAUCUCCAGGCUCGAGGACAAGGUUAAGCUGCUCAAGGGCGAGAACAGCGAAUUGAGCGCCGUCGUGCACAAGUUGAAGGAGCACGUGUGUCGGCUGAAGGAGCAGGUGAUGGACCACGUGCACUCGGGUUGCCAGAUCAUGGCCGUGUCGGGUCAGUUUUGAGCCCUUUACAUUGGACUCUCCAGCGUGUUUUGUUUCGUUAGACGAUGACCCUGGCUCCCGUCGAAGUCUAUCUUCGUAGGAAGCUUUUCACGGGUGUCGUCGUUUUCGUUUCACGGUUUCCGGGAUCGAGUUGGCCUGUGUAACGACGUGAAAGAAACAGGGAGUGCCUUGACGUGCCGCGCUUUGCAAAAGGGACACGAAAUAUGAAAUGUACCAUCUGUAUCUCUGCGUGUGGCGAGUUUUCACGCACGUGAAACGCGUGUCGUGUGUGUUGGAGGGCGACGGUGAGAGGACAAGGAUAGAGAGAGGGGAACACCUUGAACGGUGCGUUGGAAGCGAGUGGGGGGAGUCGAGGAGCGACAAGCAUGGUCGGAGAAGAGAGAGGGAGGCGCUAAGGAGCGACGAGCGUGGACGAUCAUUGGGCGAGAGUGGGGAGCCGAAGAGCGACGAGCAUGGACGAGUGACAGGAGGGAGUGGGUGGGACCUGGCGGCGGAGAGGGGGACCUCGAACCGCGGCCAUUUUGGAGAACCGCGAGUACUGGCGGGAGAUUUGAAUCUCCCAUUAGAACCUUUCCAUUCUAACGGUGCGUUUACACCGGACAGACAGCUGCCCGUUCUGCCUCGUCCUCGACAAAAUUCAAAUGUAAAAGGAAAGGAACAUCGAAUUUUGUCCAAGUUGGGGUAGAACGUGCAUUUGUUUGCCCGGUGUAAACGUAUGUUCGCCGAGGGGAACAAAAUUGCUGCGACGGUCUCGAUUAGUUGUUUCUGCUGGCUCGAUCGCGUCGUUCUUUGUUUCAUUUUCUCUCGAGGAAAAUAAUACCUCUUUGCAUUCUUUGUAAUCGAUCCACGUAGAUUGUGAUCGCUUGCGUUGUUUCUUUUUUUAACAAACGCGUGCUAUUAGUCGGUAAGAUCGUCGUUAAUCGCGAGAUCUUCGAAUCGGUCUGGAGCAGCGAUGGGCAGAUUUGCGAAUAUAGAAAUUUCAGAUCUCCAAGAUUUUAAAUUUUCGAAUUUACAAAUCUAGAAAUUUUAGGAAGUUAGCAAAUAUAAAUUCAGUUGUCCAUCGCUGGUUUAGAACGAUCUUUGUUCAGGAUUUCCUGUCAAUUUUUCUCUUUUCUUAAACGUUGAACACUUUGACGAGAUAUAGAUUUUUGCAGAGCGAACCAGCUCUUUGUUCAUUGUUUCUUUUCAUUCUUUCUCGUUGUCCCAUUGGAUGAGCGGCAAUUUUGAAUUCAAUCAAAAGAAGCUUCUUUCGAAGAAGACUCGUAGAAUGUAUAUAAAUAAAUAAAACGCUAUUUACGUACGUAUUCACGCGCAGAGUAACGACUAAACUUAAGAUAAUUGUAAGAUUCAUUCGAGAGGGACGAAUAUGUCGGAUGCGUGAACAAAGAUGCGAGAAAAGCGAUCGAGUAACAAAGUGCUUUCGUAUCGAUUGUAAUCGGAGAGCUGUUUUUCCAUUUUUCCGGUGCGUAUACGAUAAUCAACGACGAUCGUUGUAAGGUGCUGUAGAUACUGUUCAAACCCUUCUGUUUGUCCUUUUCUUUAUUUGAAAAUUGAAAAACAGCGGGCUUACGGCCGUUCGUUCGAUUGCAAUCGAUUUUCUGGGUGAAAACCCUCGUUGAACCCCGUUCUUUUUUAUAAUAGUUCAACCAUUGUUUUAAGGCUGUACAAAAUAGGGUUACGUAUGGAGCAAUUGCGGGCGUUGAAAUCACCGUUUCGAAUUAGAUCUUUAUUCUUGGCGUUUCGAUGCAUCCCUGAAGAAAUUAGGACAUUCGAAUAUCGUAUUUGACACCUUAUCGACGGUUUCGGUACGCAAUUUACCGAGGAAUUAAGAUUUCCCAAAUCUCCAAGUCCUCGAAUUUCUAAACUCGGUCAAUAACGUAACUAGUGGCAAUAUAACGAGACUAUACGUCGAUCAGGUGUUAAUACUUCGCGAAAAAAAUACCCCAAAUCUUUCUCUUACGUUAUUAGUAGUUUUUAAGACGCGGUCUGCACGUAACAAACGGUGCUCCCCAUUUUUGUCGUUCUUUCUUUCACGGUUCUAGGAUAUUCAUCUUGGAACCUUCUUUUCGUCAUAUGUGCAUCUAGUCUUGUCCAGUAUGCCCUCGUAACUUAUGCGCACCGCGUGCUACGUGCAGAUCCGCAUAAAAUGUACACACACACGGACACACUCGUGUGUACACACUUAUACACGCGUGGAUUCGAUUGUGUUACCACAUGCGACCACAAGAUGCAUUUAAGGGAAACAGAAAGGAUAUUGGAGGGAGGGGUUCUUUUGUUCGGAUACGUUCGGAGAAUACCGAACGAUUCAUUUUCUUCGCUUUCUUUUCUUUAUUUACUUUUUCAAUGCGUUGAAUGCGGCGGGGUAAUUAAAUUUAUUGGAAAUGUUAAGUCACAACACGUAACUGGUGAUCACAAGUGGGUUAAAAGAAACGUUUACAAAUUUAUAGAAAAAUUAAGAUAGUUAUUGGUACAUUUUAUUUUAAAAGCAGAGGGGUGAAUAUUAAUGAAAUCUGCACCGUUCACGUUGGACUAAGCGAUAUCAAGUGCAAUACUCGAAUUAGAACUAAAAAGAUUGCUGUAUUCAACGCGUUAUGUGGUAACCGAAUCGUACACACAGCGUCACCGUAGUGCCAUUAAGCACGGAAUCACCGUAAGAAAAUUAAGUCGCGCCUUUUUUAGAAAAAUUUUGUAAAAUACCUUUUGUAUGAACGUUGCAAUCCUUUGCGGUCCAAUGUGCUUCCCCAUCGUUCGAUUAUCAGAGAAGACUCUCUCUUCGUAUUUUCCUUUUUUAAUCGUUUGACUACAUCCUCGUUGCAGUAAGGAAAGAAACGGUCCGCAGAAGGUUAAUUGAUAAAAGCUCGAUGUAACUCGAGGAGAUUGCGAUUCGAGGAAAGAACAGCAAUAGUUAUUGAUACGCUAUUUUUGGACGUUCGUAUAAGGCAUAAGGGAUCAUCGGAACGACCUGUCCGAAGGAGGGAAGUUGACUUUUAGAGCGCGGGCAAGUAUUUCUGUAGUCUUCAGCAUUACAAAAUGACCGUGUUUUUAUCGAAUUCCAAGGGUGACUUUUAACUGUUAUACAUAUUAAUCGAACUUGUAUUUAAGUUACAAAAAUGGCCAUCAAUGUUUGUAAAACUUAUAUAAUAUUUGAAGUUGGAAAGAUCUAAGUCUUCCUGUUCUCUAAAAGUCGAAGUUGAUUUAAGAGAAUUUCCGCUCCUUUGACAAGCGACUUUCGACAAUUGACAAUUCUUACAGGAUGUAACUUAGCACGAUAGUUUCAACGAUCAAGCAUAAUUUAUUACGAUUUAUUUAUUUCUCAAUCUCGUAGGAAAUUGCGUAAGAAUCUUCUUUUUUUAUAACUUAAUUAUUGAAUCAUUGAAGCGUUCGUUUAAGUCACAUUCUGAUUAAUCUCUCUUAACAUUGUAAGAUAAGCGUGCUCCGUUUUUCUCUUGCUUCGAAGCCUCAUUUCUUUUUCUUUUUUUUUUUUAAUUUAUUCCGCGAUCAUCCUCGCUGUAUUACGAGUGCGUUCCCUCGAUGAAAGGUCUCUUCGGCGUUUUUUAGUAUUCGAAGGCUUUUUUACUUGGUAGAGAGAAAAAAAUGGUAAAAAGGAAAGAAUUUGAUUCCUUUGUGCCUUUUUUUUGUCCCGAGGUCUUUUGUGAUGGAAACACAAUGAAGCUAGAAAGAAAUUACGAAUCUUGGAGACGCUUGUUCGUUUCAAGAAUCAGCCAUCACGUACGGCGUGCCUUUUUCUCAAAGUAAUAAAAAUAAUCAAAAGAAAAGGAGAUACCGCAUCGACAGCGAUCGCAAGUUUUCCCCGCACGAUUUUAUUCUUCGUUCUCGAAAUCGUGCUUCGAACACUUGUCGUCGAGAAAUUUUUGAUCUUUUUUUAGCGGUUAAGGAGCAUAAGUAUAUUAAAUCGUUCCAUAAAUAACUUCUUUUACAAUCGACACACUCGUUAAAUUUGUAGACUUCACUUUCCAAGUUUCGUUGAAAAGAAAGUAGGAGAUUCUGAAACAAGAGUUUAUGGGACGAUUUAAUACCGCGAGUUAAGCGAGAAAAUCGAAGGCACAAACAACGUAUGAAA
Messenger RNA from Megachile rotundata (alfalfa leafcutting bee), 5453 nucleotides. It is a transcript of the gene Jra, whose product is annotated as Jun-related antigen. Gene Ontology annotation, cellular component: transcription regulator complex. The record is from RefSeq and is a predicted model, not a curated record. Gene Ontology annotation, biological process: regulation of cell cycle; regulation of cell population proliferation; regulation of transcription by RNA polymerase II. Gene Ontology annotation, molecular function: RNA polymerase II cis-regulatory region sequence-specific DNA binding; DNA-binding transcription factor activity, RNA polymerase II-specific; transcription factor binding. Lineage: Eukaryota; Metazoa; Arthropoda; Insecta; Hymenoptera; Megachilidae.